AUUCUAACAAUUUUUCUUUCAUUUCUCCGACGGUCGACGAGGCGUUCGUUCGAUCGUUUGGUCACGUCAUCUUUUUUAUCUUGUAAUGACUGAUUUUUGCGUCCCACAUGCUUAGGGGUAAUCGAAUUAAGAAGAAAUCCAAGAAUCCCCGCACUAGAAGAAAACUUCCAGUGACCGCGGACGUAAAUGUGAACUAGAAAGUGUGUGAACGGAGUCGCGAGGUGUCUCGUCCGUCCGGUUCGAUCUGGAUUUUAGCAGUUUGAACCGCGAGUCGGGCUCCCUUUUCCCCGUUAAUCAUUAAUUUUAAAGUUUGGUGGUGUAUUUAAAGACUUAUUUAUUUAUUAUUGUCCGUUAUUCGGAGUGUUUUAGUGGUGUAAUCGUUUUAUAAGUCGCGUAUCAAGAUGUCUGAAGAGUCGUCCGCCGAUCGUAAUGUCGAAAUAUGGAAGAUCAAGAAGCUCAUAAAGAGCUUGGAGAUGGCCAGGGGCAAUGGCACAUCCAUGAUAUCCCUCAUCAUCCCGCCCAAGGACCAGAUCUCUCGCGUGUCCAAGAUGUUGGCCGACGAGUUCGGCACCGCGUCCAACAUCAAGUCGCGCGUCAACCGCCUGUCCGUACUCGGCGCCAUCACCUCCGUACAGCACAGGCUCAAGCUCUACACUAAAGUGCCUCCAAACGGUCUAGUGAUCUACUGCGGCACCAUAGUCACCGAAGAGGGCAAGGAGAAGAAAGUUAACAUAGACUUUGAGCCGUUCAAGCCUAUCAACACCUCGCUGUACCUGUGCGACAACAAGUUCCACACGGAGGCGCUCACGGCGCUCCUGGCCGAUGACAAUAAGUUCGGCUUCAUCGUCAUGGACGGUAACGGCGCGUUGUUCGGUACGCUGCAGGGCAACACUAGAGAGGUGCUUCACAAGUUCACGGUAGACCUGCCGAAGAAGCACGGUCGCGGUGGUCAGUCUGCGCUGCGUUUCGCGCGUCUCCGCAUGGAGAAGCGACACAACUACGUGCGGAAGGUGGCCGAGGUGGCCACGCAGCUGUUCAUCAGCGCCGACCGCCCCAACGUGGCCGGCCUCAUUCUGGCCGGUUCCGCUGACUUCAAGACGGAGCUCAGUCAGUCCGACAUGUUUGAUCCUCGGCUGCAAGCCAAGAUCAUUAAGCUGGUGGACGUGUCGUACGGAGGCGAGAACGGGUUCAACCAGGCCAUCGAGCUGGCGGCCGAGUCGCUGCAGAACGUCAAGUUCAUCCAGGAGAAGAAGCUCAUUGGACGGUACUUCGACGAGAUCUCGCAGGAUACGGGCAAAUACUGCUUCGGCGUGGACGACACGCUGCGCGCGCUCGAGCUCGGCGCCGUCGAGACGCUCAUCUGCUGGGAGAACCUCGACAUCCAGAGAUACGUCCUUAAGUCGCACGCAACCAACCAGGAGACCAUCUUGCAUCUGACGCCCGAGCAGGAGAAGGACAAGUCACACUUCACCGACAAAGAGAGCGGGGUGGAGCUUGAGCUGGUGGAGUGUCAGCCGCUGCUGGAGUGGCUCGCCAACAACUACAAGUCGUUCGGCGCCACGCUCGAGAUCAUCACCGACAAGAGCCAGGAGGGCAGCCAGUUCGUGCGCGGCUUUGGAGGCAUCGGCGGCCUCCUCCGCUACAAGGUGGACUUCCAAUCCAUGCAGCUGGAUGACGAGGAGAUCGACAACAUCUACGACAUCGACGACUACUAGACCGUCCAGUCCAGAGUACAGUACAGUCAGCAGCAAAAGUUGCUAAGCGGGCGAAGUGUUUAAACACAUUGACACGCUCUUAUUUGCUUAGCAAUAAAGUCGCGCCAAGAUCACUUUGAACACCUCGCCCGCUUAGCAAGUUCUGCUGCUGACUGUACCAUCGAGUCAACUGACUAAUUAUAAACCUUAUUCUAGCUCAGCCAUACUUGAACUUACUUCUGUUUUAACAGAAACGUCCGUAAACGAUACCACAAAGUUUAGAAAUAAAUGAUGAAAAAUUCACUGUCUCGGGCAUAGAUGGUAGGAUCCUAUAGAUGUGCUUUUGCAAUUUUUCCCCCCACCCCUCAUGCCUGAUCCAGUUAUAUACUAGAUUCAUGGUCUCGGGCGAGGCUCGAAGUCUCGGUAGCUCAGUUGACAGAGCAAUGGGCUAGUGAUUCAGAGUCACGAGUUCAUGCCUCGCCCGAGACAGUGAAUUUUUGCACUUUUUAUUUAUUUCUAGACUUAUAAUUAACCCUUUUUAUUGGGGCCAUAAAGACGGUUUUGUCUUGUAGCCCCGGCCGCAAAAUAAAUUUGCUACUUAUAUUACUUUUAUUAUAGGUGAGGGAUGCCAAGGUUUAUCUAUCUAUGCCUAUGGAUCACCUGGCUGACCAUUUAAUGCCUGCGGGCUGCAUGCGGCUCGCACGUUGAGUAUGACUGUUCUAGUUUAAUAAGGCUUUAGUUUUGGUCAGCUGACGUUAGAACAGUAGUUCCUCCGUCCACUGUGUGUAAAGUACGAUAAAGAUGCGAUAGGUUCUCGUUCUUUACACAAUAAUAAGUCUCAUUCUAACUGAUGGAUGCGUCCCUAUCGCUCUUUAAUGCGCAUAAAAUAUUAAGCAAAAUAUAUCGGUACACAUUGUUGUAAACAUUUUAUGUUCCAAGUGCAGUGUGCGUAUAUAUUUAUAUAAUAAUAUAACGCAGAUACAGUUUUCUUUGCUUCCAAAACAAAGAUGCGAGUUGCAUUGUAAGCUGGUCUUUAAAAUUAACGUAUUUUCAUUACGAAUCUCGACGUCUCUAAGACAUCUGUUCUUACAGUUUCGACAAAUGUGUGUGAUAACGAGACAUGUCUAUUCCACAUGGAUAAGUGAUGAAAAUACGACAAUAAUAGCCCUAAAGGGGACGGGGGAACUAUUGUCAGGGCUAAAUCCACUGCAUUGUUGAUUCCUCUCUCCUCCUAAGGUCUAUAUUUUAAAAGGUGAAGAAAAGCAUCACCAUUUUAUCACCUGUAAAUUCGAGGCACUAUUUUUUACUUACAGUAUUGUAAGGCUCUUUAAAUGAUUUAUAUAGACCUCAGGGGGGUACUAAAAGAUAUAAGGGACUAUUAGAUCAUAAAUUUGGCAUGUAUCUAGACGACCAGCGUGCUCAAAACACCAUUCAGUUUUCAUUAAUUAUUAUCUUUCGUCUAGAUAUAUUCGCUACUAAAAUCUUAAGAGAAUGCACAAAUGAUACGGCACGUUAAUAUGUAUUCCAAGGCGUACGUUAUAUAUAUUCGUAUAAUAGGAAAAUAACACCAAUGAUAUAUACGAACAGAACACAUAUAUUACAUAUAUGUAUAUGUAUGCUUUGGAAACUCUGGCUGAGCACUGUCAACAACCUUGUCGUGAUCAACCUUAAUAGAAAUAAACCAUUCUUAACUGCGCACCCCUUUCCGAGCUACGGUCACAUCAUAUAGUAGAUUGUGUCACAAGGGAGCAAAUUGACAUAUUUACGGCGAGGGCGUACAUUGAAUCCUGAACGAAGCGAAGAUAGAUAGGUGCAACAGCUUUUUGUGUGCGUUGCGUCUUUACAUGUAAGUAGAUCGUAGGUUCAAUAAAGAGGAACUCAGCUUGAAAAUGGUUUAUCUGUACCGUUGUUAGAGUAAAUUGCUUGACUGAUUUCCCAUAAGGGCGACAAGGUUGUGGGACUUAAUGUUUAAAUAUUAUGUAUUUAGUUAAUCCGAGUUUUAAAACGUUUUUUUAUUUGUUAUAAGUCAGUGCGCUCGUUUUAAAUACUUAAUAUCAUAUGAUGAAAUCUGCUUAUAAUGGGCCCUCUACACACCACCAGACAAAAUUUUGUCUUUAAUGUCAAAAAUGAUUUACUAUCUAUGUAGACUUUUGAAAAGAAUAAUUAAAAUAUUUUAGUCCCAAAGGUAUUUGUGUAGACUUGAGAAAAAAAGUGUCGUUUAGCGAAUGUAGGGACCAGACAUAGGAAUCUGCGAGGCAAAUUGUGAAUUAUACUUUAUGUUUGUGCACUUAUGGUACUAAUUACAACAAAAUAGUUAAAAAUUAGUUUUUAAUGUCCUAAUCGUUUUAAAACAGCCUACAUUUUGCUGUAAUUAGUACCAUAAGUGCACAAACAAUGUCUUAAUUCACAAUUUGCCCCGCGGAUUCCUAUGUCUGGUAGGGACCAUUGUGAUUGACACUUAAAAGACGCUCUGUCUCAACGAUAAACUAGCUAUUAUGAAGCUUAUUUCAAGUUACGUAAAUGUCAAAAUCUCCCAGCUCUAAUAAUUAAAGGUCUCUUUUUUGUAUGUUUGUACCAUCGCCCACAGUGUUAACUGACAGUUCGUAAACCUUAUUACAAAAUGCAUAAGGUCCACCGAUGGACAGUUAAAGAGUGUUGCUGUUUUGUAGAAGGUCCAAAUAUCUCACAACUUAUUAGUUUUUCAUUGGAUAUAUUUACGGAUGAGAAUUUAUUUGGGUUACUUACUAGUUGCAAACAAUGUUUGUGUUGGACUAUUGGUGUUUUAAUAAAUUGUAAUUAUCAAUUGUUAGGAUGAUUAAAAAUGAAAAAUUCAAGUUACUUGUUCUUUCUUAACUUGGAAGUUUUAAGGAAAUAAUGUGUAUACUCAUACACAUACUUGGAGUAUGUGUAUGAGCAUACACAUUAUUUCUUGUGCAAUUGAUUGUUUUUUUUUUUAUCUAAAUAGCUUAAAAGCGAUAAAUUACAUAAACUUAAAAUAUCUACUUAUCUAUGUUGCACAUUACAUUUACCUAACAGUAUUGAGAUAUCCCAGGACACAAUAUACAUGUUUUUAAAGACAUUCCGUGUUGUGACUGUCGUUUUUGUUUUAACCGCUAUGGAAUACUUUAAAUAUCAAUGAAUAUUGAAUGAAAUAUGAGCAUAUGUCAAUAUUAUAUCAUUCUGUGUGAACUAUGUAAGUGUUACGACUAUAUACUAAGCUUCAAGUGAGGUGUAUAGUAUAGUUCCUCUUACCAAUUAGAUGUAACACUGUUUUAGCUCUCAAUGAAAGUUGGUUCAUUUUUCAUGCGUUGGUCCGCUUUGCCUAUUCGUGUAAGCUUGCGCACUCGACGCCUUGUUUAUGUAUGUAUUCAAAUUACUAUAUAAUGUGCCUUAUCGAAAUAAAAGGUGGAAAACUGA
Molecule: messenger RNA, 5111 nt
Organism: Cydia splendana
Lineage: Eukaryota; Metazoa; Arthropoda; Insecta; Lepidoptera; Tortricidae
Gene: eRF1
Product: eukaryotic peptide chain release factor subunit 1
Exons: 9
Coding region: 402-1715 (437 amino acids)
Biological process (GO): cytoplasmic translational termination
Cellular component (GO): cytosol; translation release factor complex
Molecular function (GO): translation release factor activity, codon specific; sequence-specific mRNA binding
Source: RefSeq, a predicted model, not a curated record